Molecule: messenger RNA, 447 nt
Organism: Priapulus caudatus
Lineage: Eukaryota; Metazoa; Priapulida; Priapulimorpha; Priapulimorphida; Priapulidae
Product: riboflavin synthase-like
Exons: 2
Biological process (GO): riboflavin biosynthetic process
Molecular function (GO): riboflavin synthase activity
Source: RefSeq, a predicted model, not a curated record
AGUGCAGAUGUCUCGCGUGAGACUUUAUCAUUGACCUCUUUAGCGGCAUUAUCAAAAGGUUCAUCCGUUAAUCUCGAAAAAGCCUUAACCUUGCAAACACGUUUAGGUGGUCAUCUUGUCAGUGGUCAUGUGGAUGGGUUAGCAACGGUUGAAUCACGUCAUGCAGAUGGGCGUUCGGAACGUUUUCGUAUCAAUGCUCCUGCUGAGUUAGCUAAGUAUAUUGCUGCAAAAGGUUCGAUUACCAUUGAUGGCGUUAGUCUGACGGUUAAUAAGUUGAAACGGUCAAUUGGUCGCUAUCAAGUAGGGACAAAAGUAAAUUUAGAGGUGGAUGUGGUCGCGCGUUAUUUGGAGCGUUUACUGUUGGGGGAGAAAGCGGCUGAAGCUGCGAAAGAAAAAGACAACAUAAACCAUGCGUUCUUAGCCAAACAUGGUUUUUAUAAGGUCUAA